This is a messenger RNA of Cryptococcus deneoformans JEC21, 2829 nucleotides long. RefSeq names its product expressed protein. The transcript has 5 exons. Bases 1502 to 2677 code for a protein of 391 amino acids. Gene Ontology annotation, molecular function: nucleic acid binding. The record is from RefSeq and is a predicted model, not a curated record. NCBI's taxonomy places the organism in Eukaryota, Fungi, Basidiomycota, Tremellomycetes, Tremellales, Cryptococcaceae. Gene Ontology annotation, biological process: DNA integration.
CUUACUUGUUGAUCCUUCGAUUUUGAGCUCCCCAUAUCAACAUCUAUAUUUUCAGGUAAGUCCCGUGUCGAUUUAAGCUCUUUCCUAUCUUUUCGGACGAAAUUUGCUCGACAUUUGCACGUCAGUACGACUACUCUUGAAUGGCCAGAUGUCUUCGGACGCUGCAACCAGGCUUGAGUAUAGAGGCGUUUACUUCGCAUCAUCUGAUUUUCACAGUCUUCUGCACUCGUACAAUGCACGAGAAGAAGCUCGUGCUGACUUUUCCUCGUUAUAGGUAUUCUUUUCCGGCCAUGCAAGACUCGAUUAUAUCCGUUUCAUCUCCUAUGGGUCACAUUCUAUGUGGACUUUAAGGCGCCUCACCCUUUCUAAGUCUGUUCCUUUCAAUUCGAUAAUCGCUUUCAGUCCCCCGUCACAGCUUGGUUCAACCUUUCGUUAACCCGUGCUGAUGUCGGGGUUAUGGCCUUUAUGGUCCAAAGCGAAGAGUGAAGUCUUGACUGGGCAUGUCCUCGUUCGUUUUACUUCCACUGAAUGUGGGACUAAUCAGUCUUGUCGACACCUCUUGCUAUGUAUGCAUCUACUCUUAUUUCGUGCUCAAAUUACCUUCUAUUUAUUGUCAAAACGCGGGGAUGAUGCAACAACAAUUUGUCAGUUUGAAUGUACGACAGUACUCUAAAAGCAUGUUGUUUCAUCAUGGCAGGCCGAUCGGACAAAUAUCAUUCCCGUAUUUUUGCGACGUUUUUGCACGAAUGUUUUUUCAACACAGGCCUCUUUUUCUCGAUCAAAUCUUCGUUUGUGUCGCAUCAACACCACAUUUUUGUCCGUUCACUAUGCAUGAGCUGUUCUGACUUAUGUCUCAUAGCUUUUAACUGUAUAUUUACCCAUUUUGACUCCAACAGGGUUCAACACCAUCAGCAUCAAUCACUUUUUGCACUUCCGUCACCGCACGACCGCCCCAUAUGGCGGACCAAAAUGAUCUCGAAGAUCUCGACGACGUAUUGGAUGCUCAGGACUUAGAGGAACCAAAGCAUCAUUUGUUGCCAAGAGGAUAUAUGAGUUCCGAUGACAUCCGUAUGGUCACCCAAUACCUCGAGGUUUCAGUGCGAGGUAUCCAUGAGUUCCUACGCUUCCCCCUUGCCCCAUCUAUCGACCCAGCAGAAUUGGAAGAGCACCUGACCACUGUUGUCGAUCUUUGGCUCGAUAUUCGAGUCCUCAGAUACAUGGUUAUCCAGUCAACUUUCCAUGCCUGGGCUCUGCUUCUUCGCCGAUUGCACGAAUCCCUCAUACGCUUGCGCAUCGCAGUUCACGAGUAUGCAGAGAGAGAGACCGGUGAGAUUGUGGAGGAUCACAGUGUCUAUGUCUGGCGCAGUGUCGGUCAACCUCGCAAAGAACUGGAUGCGGAUCUUCUUGCCGAGGCUAUCGAAGGUGGGUGGAGGCGAUGGGAAAUGGCGGAGUUGUUUGAAGUAUCCGAGUCUACUAUGAGAGAGAGAAUCGCUUGAAGGAGAUGAAUGUCGAUCUUCGAAAGCGUUUUACUCCAAUCUCCAAUGAUGCGUUAUGCCAGCAGGCAAUCCAACGCAUUCGACAAGCCGGCACCGGAAAAGAGGGCGUCAUUGGUUGCCUUGCUGCCUUACAAGUCGAAGAAAACCCUAUUAUUGUCCCUCGGUGGCGUGUGCGAGAGUGUCUCCGCAUAAUCGAUCCCGCUGGUGCUUCUCAUCGCUUUCAAGAGAUGGUCAAUCGCCGCAAGUAUUUUGUCCCUCACAUCAACAGUCUGUGGCACAUAGAUGGGCACCAUAAACUGUCUGCUUAUCGGAUCGUCAUCAUUGGCAUUAUUGAUGGCAAGUCGCGCAUGUUAGUUGGUAUGAAGGCGAUGAACAACAACAGGGCAGAAUCAGUGUUGUGUGUAUUCCAGGAGGCUGUUACCAAGUAUGGUAUACCCAGUCGAAUGCGGGCUGAUUAUGGGACUGAGAUGCUUCGAGUCAAGGACGCAAUGGAAGAGCUUCGAGGCGUCAAUCGCGGGUCCUUCAUUCAGGGUAAUUCGACUCAUAACCAACGUAUUGAGAGGAUCUGGAGAGACCUUCAAAAUUGGUGCACCGGUCGGUACCCAUCCUUGUUUGAGCAGCUGGCUGAGCAAGGCUUUUUGGACCUCGGAAACCCUAUCCACCUUUGGUGCCUACAUUUUUGCUUCAUCCCUCAGAUCAACGCUGCCCUUGAGAGGUUCACUCGUCAGUGGAAUAAGCAUCGUUUGCGCACUGAAAGUGGUCGUACACCUGAGAUGAUAUGGAAGCGUGAGAAGUUGACCCUUAAAAUGCAAGGAGGAAUUGAUAUUGAUCAAAACCCUUUCGCCAUCCAGGAUGACAACGACGGUACUGUCCUCCAAGCUAGAGGGUAUGACUACACUGCCUAUGGCGUUGACGGUCAUCGCUGGGUAGCACCAAAUAUAAGGAGGGGAGACAUGUCUACUAAAGAUGUAAUGCCCCCCCUGGAAGGCUUUGAUCCUGUUAUCUCUGAUCAGCUCUCUGAUGCUUCUUUUCAGGCAUGGCUCAAUCAGAAAAUUGGCCCAGUAGACCUUACUAGGGACGAUAUGGGUGGGAAUAGAUUCAUUUCUUGUGUGAAUGAGACUAUGGGUUACCUUUCUUCUUACAUCCCUAAUUUCAAGGAACGCUUGUUCUAUUAUAUGUAAGGUAUACAGGGGAAGGUUUCCUAAUAUUGUGUUUAUUGUGUAGUAUGGUUCAUCCCAUUCUCUAGACUUGGAUUACUCUCCUACGUUUAUUUACAGUUCCAUUAGAACAACUCAGGCAUAGUGAACGGACAAAAAUGUGGUGUUGAUGCGAC